This is a messenger RNA of Hypoxylon trugodes, 408 nucleotides long. RefSeq lists its product as uncharacterized. The transcript is spliced from 2 exons. NCBI's taxonomy places the organism in Eukaryota, Fungi, Ascomycota, Sordariomycetes, Xylariales, Hypoxylaceae. The record is from RefSeq and is a predicted model, not a curated record. Bases 1 to 408 code for a protein of 135 amino acids.
AUGCAAUCACAGGAAAAUUACUCCAACGACGACUGGGCCAACGAGACAGAUUCAGAUAAGGCCUCAUAUAGCAGCGAUAGCCUACGAGAGUUGGUUGUGCCAGAUGCAGGCUCAGACUCGGGCUCGAAUAGCGACUAUGAACCGGGUCGUGGCGACAUGGAUAGCCAACGGAGUAGAAGUGGGGAUGUUGACAAGCAGGACCAGAUCUCCGGAGAAGACGACUCUCGCGGACAACCUGAUGGAUUCAUGCAAGUAACCGCAGCGUUAUCUGAGCUUCAGCAGUGCGUAGCGUUCCUACGACACUCGAUGGAGUUGUUACGAAAAAGCCUUCAUCGUUUUAGCGAUAAAUUGACCGCCGGGGCCUUCCCGUCCCUGACUAUCCGUGACGGAACUCCAGCUUAUCUGUAG